This is a messenger RNA of Pelobates cultripes (western spadefoot toad), 32409 nucleotides long. The record is from the annotation of a GenBank genome assembly. Lineage: Eukaryota; Metazoa; Chordata; Amphibia; Anura; Pelobatidae.
CGGCAGUGAGCGCGCGGUAAGGGAAGCCAUCUUUAGUGAGGGCGAAAUGCCCACAGUGGGCGCCCAGUCAUUUCACUAAUGGCGUGAACUCUGCCGCGCCCGGCCCGCUGCCACCAGUGACGGGUGCCCAGACGUCAUUUCACGUGCUCCGUCGGUCUCCCGGCCGCGGUAACCCUGCGCUGCCCUCUCUGACAGGCGGGUUUACCAUCCCGAAUCCAAGAUGGCGGCGCUGGCGACCCUGGCCUUGUAGCUCCCCCUGGCGGCGGGACAGGAGCAGGGGGCGGGGCAAACUGCGGAGCACACACUCCCCAGCACCAUUCUCUCCGGCGCCGAGGCUGAGCGCUGACUGCACAGACUGCCCUCCCUCACUCGCAGCCCGCCGCCCACAGCACGGGCUCUCAUGGCGCUCUGUAACGGAGACUCCAAGGUCAGUGCCGGCACCGGGGGUGGGGGACAGGGAGGGGGCUGAUGGCGGGGGCCCGGGCUCUGUCUGGCUGAGGCCUUGUGUCAGCGUGUGUCCCUGACAGGAGAGCCAGCAUCAGCAAGAACACCCAGCUCCCACAACCCUCAGCCAGCACGCCAAGAGUAAUAGGCAGGAUUGGUGGGACUGGCCCUGGCAGCCGGGCAUGCAUACAGCCCUCAGAUAUCAUGUGGGUAAUGCACCCCCAAAUCACCAUGCUGACAUGGGGUGCCCCCUGUAUGCUCAGGGUGUUAAACCAUAAUAACAGCCACAUGUUAAAUGGCCUCUGGGGUAUAAAGAUCACUGCCAGUGUCUGGGUCAUGCAUAAUCCACCUAUGGUUCAUUGAAAUGAUUAUUAUACCUGGGUACCUGUCUGACUUACAUUGACUUUCAGAUAAAUGAUGAAUAACUUUAAAUUCUCCAUUUGUUUUAGUUAUUAAUCUUUCCUAAUGAAUGAAGGUGUGCAGAUAGCUGUCUGCAUCUAAUAUGAGCUGUCCAACACGUGGGCAACAAUGUUUCAUUCAACUGCAUAGUUUGCUUUGUAUAUAUUUUUUUCUUUUUUUAUGAAAAGCUGUCAUAUCUCUUUAACAAAGAUAUAAAACGCAUGUGGCUAGAUUUAUAUUUUGUAUGUCUCUCUCUUUUUCUCUCUCCCUCACCCCCCAAUAUUUUUAUUGUCUUUAAUUUUUCCAGUCUAUAAUGAAUGUGGCGGCGAGGCUCAUUUUCCUGUCCGCUCAAACCUCCCACACCUCCCCACUCAAAGUCCCUACAUCGGCUACCAGUAAGAUAUAGGGCUCAAUUUAAAAUUCUGGUGCUUGCUUACAAGUCCUUGCAUAAAGCUGCUCCAACCUACCUAUCCUCCCUAAUACAUAAGUACGUUCCAUCGAGUGCCCUGCACUCUGCUGAACACCUACGACUAGCCCUCUGUCCGAUGCUCAUCUUCAAGACUUCUCCUAGGCUGCACCUUUCCUGUGGAACUCCCUUCCCUUCUCCGUUAGAUUUUCACCCAGUCUCCACUCCUUCAAAAAAUCAUUGAAAACUAACUUUUUCAGGAAAGCAUAUCAAUAAAACUGAUUUCCAUCCUUUGUCCCCAAUGACUCCUCUGACAACUGUCAAAAAUGACCUCCUAAGCCCUCAGUUGAAUACUUUUCUAACAACCUACUUCGUACCCCUACUUUUACUCUUUGUGUCACUAUACCCCACCCCCUCUAUCAUGUAAGCUCAUUUAGCAGGGCCCUCAACCCCUCUUUUCCUGUACGUCCACUUGUCUGGUUACAAUUAAAUGUCUGUUAGUCCACCUAUUGUACAGUGCUACAGAAUCUGAUAGCGCUAUAUAAAUUCUAAAAUAGUAAUAUGAUACAUUUAUGUUUCAGCAUAGCAAGAUUUAUAAUGCAAAGCAAAUGUAUAAUGUAAUAUGAAAAAUGCCAAAAAUCUCAUGUAACACACCCUCACAUAAAAUGCUGUAACUUUUUUUUAUCAUUUCUAGACAAAAUAUCAACUGCUGUGCAUAUAAAUACAAAUUUGUGUCAAUUUAUAAGUCUUUUUUUGUAAGGAGUAAUCUUUGUUUGUUGAUUUUUGGAGCCAGACAGGCAGGUGCAUUCUAAAGAUUUAUAUAAAUGCUUGGAACAUGGUGUAAUCAUAAGUGUUUCAGAGCUUGCUACACCUUGAGUCUUGCUCACCUUUGCUUUGUAUUAAUUAUGGUAUACUGUAUAUACUUUACAAAAUAAACUCUAGUAGUGUUAGGACCCCAAUACAUAAGUUUAUAAAAAUUAUUGUGCUCAUUUCUAGACUGAGCAUGGCACUUAAGGCUUGCCAAAAUAUUCCUUUUUGGUUAUUUUUUUUUCUGUUCACAAAUGUUUCUUCCAAUAUAUAAGAAAGUUGUGUAUUGACCCAUUAAGCAUCAUUCAAUCUUACAUUUUGAUUAAGGGGAAAUAAAUCCUUCAAAUUACAUUUUUCUUUCUCCUUUCUACACAUAUUAUACAUAUGUUUUAUUUUCUGAAUUCAAUUAAUAGUAAGAUAAAUCUGAAUAAGGCAGUAGAAAAACUGAAUAUUUUUGAGCAUUACAGAAAAGUCACCAAUGUAUUAAGCAUAUAUUAUAACUGUUUCAAUACACUAAAUUGUAUUAAAGUUUUAUACACUAGAAAAUGGUUCAUGCACAAAAAAGAUGCAAAGGUGAAUGUGACAAUUUCUAUAUAUGACUUCCAUAGUAUGGAAGGGUAUUUUAUUACUUCUCUUCACUUCAUUUUAUUUAUAUCAGCCUGAUGGAUUUUUAAUGUUUUUGGUGUGCUUUUUCUUUUCUGAUCCAUUAGUACUUGGAUUUCUGUCUGUGUUAGAAAUGGUAAUGCCAAUAUAAAUACAUAUGAAGGAUGAGAUUAUAGCAUUGUAAGUCCAGUGAUGCAGAUUAAUUAGUAUCUUGUAUCAACUUUUUAUUUUUUGGACUAACAUAAUUUUGGGAGAUCCUCCCUCUUUCAUGUCUGAAGCAAAAAACGAUACAUACAAUUCAACUUUGAAUUCUGACAUAGUAAUUGACCCAUUAAAUUCAAAGUUGACUUAUGGUACAGUGCAGAUAAAACACAAGUCUGGUUGUAGUAAGGAGGGGAAAAAAGGUAAAUAAAUGCUAAAAAAACAGGACUGGAUAUGUUUGAGAAGUGGAUGUGUGUGUGUGUGUAUAUAUAUAUAUAUAUAUAUAUAUAUAUAUAUAUAUAUAUAUAUAUAUAUAUAAAAAACUUAGAUUAAUAAUUUAUUAUUAUUAUUAUUGCCAUUAAGAUAGCGCUAACAGAUUCCGUAGCGCUUUAUAAUCUUAUUAGAAGGGGGGUUUAGCUAUAAAUAGGACAAUUACAAGAAAACUUACAGGAAUGAUAGGUUGAAGAGAACCCUGCUCAAACAAGCUUAUAGUCUAUAGGAAGUAGGGUGUAAAACACAAUUGGACAGGGGAUAGCAAUCAAAAUAGGUGGGAGUGAAGCAGAGCUGGAGGAGAGAGUAAAGUGCUGCCCUUCAGGAGAGAGCAAGAGACAGGUAUAGGAGGUAGAGGUUACUCUGGGAGGCCAUAAGCUUUCCUAAAAAGAUGGAUUUUAAGGCACUUUUUAAACGAUUGAAGACUAUGGGAGAGUCUGAUGGCGGUAGGCAGGCUGUUCCAUAGAAAGGGAGCCCCCCGCAAGAUGUCCUGCAAGCGUGAGUUGGCCAUACGGGUGCGAGUAGUGGACAGUAGAAGGUCACGGGCAGAGCGGAGAGACCGAGAAGGGGAAUACCUACGUGAAGAUAUAAGGGGCUAGAAUUGGUCAGUGCUUUAUUGGUAUGGGUUAGCAUUUUGAAUUGACUCCUAUAACAUACAAGAAGCCAAUAUAAGGACUGACAAAGGGGUGAGGUGUGAGAGGACCACUAGAGAGGAAAAUCAGUCUGUCUUGGGUUGUGUGUAAAUUGUAGACCACCAUAGGAUAAUGAGGCAGGGGUAGCUGUGUCAGACGGAGAGAGCCAAGUUUCAGUUACAGCAAGUAAGUUAAGGGAGUGUGAGAGGAAUGCAUCAUGGAUGGAAGUAGAUUAUGUUGCCCACUGAGCGUGCAUUCCAGAGGGCAGAAUGGAAGGAGGGCUUAAAGGGAUAGUUACAUGGGAUAGUUAUAAGAUUGGAGAGGUUUCAAGGGUGGUCACAAGGUAGGUGGGUAGAUGCAGGACCAGGGUUUGGAGAGACAUUGCCAGCUGCCAGGGGUAGAAUUGUAGAAAGUAAGAAUCCAGAAUGCAAUAAAGCAUCCAUCCAUCCAUCCAUACAUGCUUGGCUUACACCACACCUAGAAAUGAGCUUAAACCUGAAUAUCUGUCAUAGUAAUGAAAGGUUAAAUUACACUGACAAACUAAAUGUUUCAUUAAGGUCUACCCAUAGUGAAAGCAAGCAAAAUCAUUGAAUGCCUACAUUUUAUAAUGCAUUUUCACAGGUCAUUCGUCAUCCUAUUAAAAUUAACUUAAAAUGAAAAAGCAGAUUUCUUACUAAAUCUGUUGAACAUCUUAACCCCUUAAGGACACAACUUCUGAAAUAAAAGGGAGUCAUGACGGAAUAUUUCCGUCAUGUGUCCUUAAGGGGUUAAAUUUUAAACUAAGGAUUUUUCAAGACAAUAAAUUUAUGAAUGUAUUUAUACAUGCACUGAUAGACAAAUCCUCUGGCUUAUUAAUGACAUAAUUCCUGUUUUAAAUUUCUCUCUUAUUGGAUUUCUACUUGAAAGCUGCUACUUUAUUUAACCAGAAUCUAUCAAAAUAUACAGCAACAGAAUAUCCAAGAAUCCACAACGUUGGUCAUAAUGAAUCAAUUAAUUUACUUAAACAUUCCGUAAUUCAAACAAUACAAAUUACAAUACAAUAAUCCACAACAAUAAAACAUGAAUUUAUAACAUAUCUAUACUUCUAUUUACAAAUGUAACUCCUGCAUGAUCAUAUAUAGCUACCUUUUCUUUGAGAUCUACUGGGGUCUGAUGUUCUCUCCUCCCUGUCCCUUCUAUGUCUUACCGAACAGUUCCCUAGAUGUACAAUUGACAGACACUAGAUUUAACAUGGCACCAUCGUAAUUGGAUGGUUCCUGGGAUCGCAGUUUCCUUCCUGACCUUUGGCUACACAACACACACCUAACAUGCCCCUGGGGUCUUUCUCAUACCUAAAUACCAUAUGUGACCCUCUGGAAUCUCAGCAAGGUUAUCGUCAAACAUCUCCAUUGUCCCUUGGGUUGUGUGGACAGCAGUAUAGAUAAAACCUGUUUAUCUUGCCAUACCAUUGCCCUACAGCCAUCAUGCAUACUCCCAUUCACGCACAUUUUGAUAUAUUCCAUUUAUACAACAUAAAGCAAAGGGUUUAUAAAAUUAGCCAUUCAAUAGUGUAACAGUCAACCCUCUUGUGGCCCUUACUGGUCACACAUUAGACUGAUUAUGCAUAAAUCCCAUUAGUACACACAUCUCUCUCUAUUUAUUUUAAAACCUUGUCUAUAUAAAUAAUCAUGGCAAUAAUAUUUAUCAGCAUCCCUUGUGUUCAUUUCCAUCCAGGUAUUACCCUAAGCUCACAUUCCCAUCAUGCAACCAUUCUCCUACACCUAUGAGUAAAUAACAUCUUCCCCAACACAUAUUGUUAUAUACAUUAUGUUGCAAGAGAACCAUGAUAAUGUAUUCAUUCAUAUAUGCUGAAACAAAAAUAUGGAAUUGAGUUGUGACACGACCACCGCAUAGAGUUAAGAUUACUAGUUUGACACUUUAAGGGAUUUCACUCUUUCUUGGCCUGGCAUCUAAGGCUGUGAUGUAAUUUCUUGAAUAUAUAAUUAUAAGAAAAGCUCAACUGAAAGUGGGUGAGAAAUAAUGUGGUAUAAAAAGUACUGGGUGCUCUUAUGGAAAAAAAUCAGUUCCCACACGUUGUGUGUGUGUGUAUGCAUGUAUGUAUGUAUAUGUGUAAAAAAACUGCACAUAAUUUCUUACUAACAUAACACUAAUGAAAAUAAAACGCAAUGAUAAUCAAAUGACAUCAUAAGUCCCAAUGAUGUGACUGACUAGCUCAAUUCCCAUAGUUUAUAAUAAAAUUAUAUUAUUUCUGUUAUAAUUCUUCUCAUCAACAGCAUAGAAUAUAUUUUAAAAAACAAAAACAAAAAAAAACUUGCUUUUGGUCACUGGAGUUUUGUAAUUCUGGGGUGUGUCAGGUCACAGAUGUCAAUCAUGGAAUACUAGUAUUACUGGGUUAAAAGAAAAACAUCUAUAAACUGAAGUGCUUUUGGGGUGUGGAGUGGUCCUAUAUCAUUUUUACUGACAUCACAAUUUUAAGGAGCACUAAUUUUUGUACAUAAAGGAGCAAAAAUCUUGCUAUUAAUAUCAAUAAUAUAAAAAAAUCAAAGAGGAGGGGAUUUGGACCGCCUCUUAAAACAAAGGGAGUCUUUCUGGAUCUAUACAUUAAAGACUUUUGGAUCUGAAUGAAGGGUUUACAUAUACUCCAUUCUUGCACUAAUUCCUCUGGAUACAUAGUUUGUCUAGAAUCUGUCUUUAAGUUUAAUAAGGAUCCAGUUUAGUCAAUUAAACCAUCAUAAAAAUAAAUAUAUAGAGUAAGUUUUUAUUGGGUAUUUUCAUGGUCACAUUUUUUUUCACUUGAUUAUUUUUAUUUAUCUUGUUGUCUCCUGUUUUUUUCAUUUUAUUGACUCCAGAGUAUAACUAGUAGGCAACUCUAAUGUAACCUUUAGUAUCUAAUAAUUUUUUAAAAAUUUUUUUUUUAUCAAUAUAGAUAAAUAAGUUUUUCAAGCUGAGAUACUUUUUAUUGCAACAUAAAAUUGACGCAAUGAUUGGAAUUGAAAUGUUGAAUAUAAUUUUCCUAUUGAGUACUCUAGGUCUUUUGUGUCUUUAUAUUUGUAUCUCUUUAUGAUCUGCAAUAUUAUCUUUUACACUGAGCGAGCGGAUCUUUGCGCUCCUUUAAUGUCAUUUUGAUGUCCAGUGGAGAGUUAUUACCUCCUCUAUAUUGAAUAAUCUCGAGACAGCAGUGUAUCGUAUAUGGACAGAUCUCAUUACAGUAAGCUGUGAUGUUUAACAGGUAUGGAUCUUUAGGAUUGCUCAGAACAGUUGUUUACAUUCAUUUCUUCCACGCUGUAUUGUUUAGAGAGAAUCACCUUCCCUAAACACGCUCCUCUUUUACUGGAAUUGGAUGACCCAUCUAGAGGGGCGUACCUAAUGAAUUUGCGCGGACAUUUAAAAUGGAGCUUUCACUCAUAAGACUUUUGAUUUACGCAAGGAAAUACCUUUAACUAUUUCGUCAUUUUUGAACAUAUCACUGUAUGUUCGGGUUGGUGUUGGCGAUUUAAUGGUGCGUUUUCAAAGGCUGCAGGGCAACCAAUCAACAAGCGUUUGACUCGUGUGCCCUUAGAAGCCAUCACAGCCAUGCCUACUAAAGGCAUGGCUGUGAUUGGCCAGUGCAGCAUGUGACCCAGCCUCUAUAUAUAAGCUGGAGUCGCGUAGCACCACACGCACAUGAGGUCUUAUUAGUGUAGGGAGAGGAUGCUGCCGCUGAUAGGGAGAGCUUAGGAAAGAAUUCUGCAAACUAGUACAUUAGUGCGGUGCACUUCAUAUCUGAGAGUCAAAUAGAAGCGUCAAAUACUGUGGUUACAUCAGAGUUUUAAAACGUCAAUUUGUUUUUUGGGGUGCUGAAAAGUACAUUAGUGGGGUGCACUUCAUAUGUGAGAGUCAAAUAGAAGCGUCAAAAACUUCUAAUUUUAUGGGUGCUAAUCUGCUAAAUAGUACAUUUUGGGGCAUGCACUUCAUAUCUGAGAGUCAAAUCGAAGCGUAACUUUGAUUCGAAUUUACUACAUCGGUCACUUGUAAUAUUGUUUCACACCUACAACACUUGUUACACUGAUCUAAGUGAUAGAAAAUCUCAAUCUGUUUUCUACACUAGAAACUACCAGAUAACAAGCUGCUAUAUUUAAACCAGUUAUCAAUAGCUAAGAGGUACUUAAACAAUAUUGUAAUUCUAGGGCACUACCCUUACAAGUCAAACUGAGAGGUCAGUUUAUAGGGAAAACUGUUGCCUGGAUACAAUUCUAAAACCAUUUCCAUAUGUCCUUUGCAGACCUUACAUGCUGGAAAAACACAGGUGUCAACUGCUGUGGCUUUCUACAGUGUGCAUACUGGCAAGGAGGGCAGGGUUGAGGAGUGGGUGGAAGAUGAUGUGGAGGAUGAUGAGGUCCUAGACCCCACAUGGAAUCAGGGUCAUGCGAGUGACGUGUGCAGUUUGGAGGAAGAGGCGUUGGUCGCACAGAGGCACCAGCGCAGCAUAAGAGGGAGCAGGGUGCAAAAGUGGAGCGGCAGUCCCCUAGUGCUCGUCGGCAUGUAUUAUCUUUAGAAUUCCCACAGUUAUCCAAGUAACAGUUGAAGCGAUAAAAAGAACCAUAACCGAUUUGACAGUUUUGUAGCCCGGUGACAGGGACCGAGACACAUUUGUUUGCAGCGCACUUGUCCUAAUCUUACACCCAUUUUACUUCCUUUUGCAGCCCUCUAGGACUUUUUUAGAGGCAUUUCUGUGGCCAAAAGUUCGGGUCCCCAUUUACUUCAAUGGGGUUCGCUCAUGAACCCUGACUUUUUUUCAAAGUUCGGUCGAAUCCGCUGGACCCGUACAUCCAGGUGUCCACUCAACUCUACUCUCUACCUACUUAUUGGUGUUCAGAUUUCGUGAUUAGACGUCUGUUUUGACAAUUACAAUAUUUUGUUGCCAGCAGCAUGUUAUGGUUUAUAUAAGUGUCAGUUCCGCUCGUCUGAUAGUCUGGGAGUACAUAUUCUCAAUUGAGUGACCUUACCGGCAGUUAACCUGAGUUGCAGAGAUCAGUGUGUGUGUGUGUUGUUGUUUUCCUGUACUGUUCUUCUCUCCUGUAGAAGGGAAUAGACAUGUUCUGGGCGAGAGAGGGGAUGUAGCUGCCUCAAUUCUUCCAUCUUCAAUUCUAUUUGGAUGGAACACCCUAUUAUUGUGUGCACCCACAACUUCCCUUGAGGCAAUAGGUACUCUGUGUGAUUCAGUCAAAUCAUGGUCUCAUUCAUCUGCAAACCUUUCACUAUCCCAUUCAUUGACUGAGUUUGCACAUGCAGGAGCAGACAUUUUGCUUUUUAAUUCCUGCAAUACUAUAUUCUGAUCUUGCAAAACAAUUAUUGAGCUUCCAGGUACAAUGGAGUACUCUGAACGUGCAUUUGAUGGCACUUGUGGGAAAAGGUAGGCCUUUACUUCUGUUAGCUCAAUGGAGCAAACAGAAGGUGGAAGAAAGCAGACAACCAGGUAGGUGUUUACUAUAUUUGUAAAAGUGCAGAUUUCUUAAAGAAAUAAGUACUUUCAGGAAUUGCACUUAAACGCAAGCUGAAAUGCUGUAUGUGUGGGCAGUGAUCCUUUAAGGUAGGGGUUGUACAUCAAACCCUAUUUUGGUUUAUUAGAACCUAGUGAAUGAAUUCCGUCAAUUUAUACGGUUUUAACAUAAAUCUUGUACUAAUUCAGGUGUGCUUGAUUUCUCCUUGGUUUGAAGCAUAAGCAAAGGUCCCUGUGAUGUUAAUUAGAGGCACUUAACUUCGCUCAAGCACAAGUCAAGUACUUCCCCAGCAAUUUAUAAAACAUUCAGUAAAGUUGAAAUCUUUGUGAGCUGCUGUUGGUUUUGAUUCGGCUAAUUUCACUUUGGAUUGACACACCGAAAGUUUUCUCAUUCCCUUAAUUCAUUACGUGGGUCAUAUGUAGUAAACCAUUGCACUUGGCACAAUUAAUUUUUUUAUGUUAAGAGCCAUUAACAGGGUUAGAAAACCCCCAGAAAGCGGAUAUAUUUCACUGUAACAGAUCUGACUAUUUCUAUUGUAAUGCACAAAAAAAUUACUUUAAUUUUCUAUGUCUUCAUGAAAUGCCUUCAGUCUAGCCAAUUGGGUUUGAUUUAUUUUUACAUAAAAAAACAAACCUAUAACCCCUGUGUUUUAAUCAUAAUGACCAUUGUGUGUUUUGCCACGUUGACAUCUGUUAAAAUCAUUUAACCCCUUAAGGAUGUGUGACAUGUCAUGAUUCCCUUUUAUUCCAGAAGUUUGGUCCUUAAGGGGUUGAAGACCCUAAAUGAGCUUUAUCCAAUAUUUGUUGUUUUGCCAUGUGACAAGCAUGCGUUGCACCAUCCUGUUUUGUCAAUGGGUCUUGGUAGCGGUAUAUAAUUUAAUUUCUCUACAUUUUAAUUUGCAGCAUGUGAUAAAACCUUGAACAAUCACUGGUUUGUUAAAAACCUCCCCUUAUAAUUACCAUUUUUUUUAGUCACAUGCUUCACUUUGUGUCUAUGUAGUUUCAGUUAGCUUUGUACUAAGAUGCAGUUGAUACCUUAUGUAAUUUCCUGCAGUGUUCUAUGAACCUUUCGUUUAAAAACAAUGAAGGUUUGUAACUGUCUUUCUGAAACUUUAACUAAGUCAUUUAUUGCAAUAACUGAUUGGCAUUGCGUUUGUAACAUUUCAGAGUACAUUUCUUGAGUUUGGAUAUGCAAUAUUCUGUCAAAAGGAUAACCUUUUAAGUUCAUGCUAUAUAUUUUUAUGAUUAUUUUUCUUUUUAGUUGGAUAAAACAGAUGCAGAAGUAAAGGAUGGCCUGCAUCGCUACGAGGGAGCUAUUGUGAUUUUAGAUGCUGGAGCUCAGUAUGGCAAAGUCAUCGAUCGGCGUGUAAGGGAGUUCUUUGUUCAAUCCGAAAUAUUUCCACUAGAAACACCAGCUUUUGCCAUUCGAGAGCAUGGAUUCCGGUAAGACCUGCUUUUUAUGCUUCAUUUAUGCUAUUCAAUGUAUAUGUUCUGCAAAGGGCUUUCCAAAUUGAGCAAAUUCAUCGGCAGGCGUUGCAUGGUUGGCACUGAAAUGCUUUAGAAAGACUGAUAUUGAAGUAGAUCUGAAAUUUCACCCAGAUAUAUAGGACCAAAUCUGUUCCAUUCUUUAUUUGUACAAAUGAAUUUUUUGUUGUUAAUGUAUCUGGUAUACAUGAGAAUUCUGCAUUAUUUUUUGGUUUGUUCUUCAUAUGGGCACAUGUCAUAAAGCUACAUAUCUGCAGCUGGAAUGCUACCCAUACCUGUACUGUUUGUAUACUUUUAUCAUACUGUGUGUUUUUUUUUUUUUUGUCUUGUUUGUUUUUAACCAAGAAUAGUGUUUUAAUGUUUUCACAUUACAUAAAAUAUGGACAUAGGGACACAGAAGCAUGAGAUAAUAUACAAGGUAAAGCUCAUCUCAUGUGCUCUUUUGUUUUACCCUACAGAGCAAUCAUCAUAUCUGGAGGACCAAAUUCUGUUUACGCUGAGGAUGCCCCUUGGUUUGACUCUGCAAUAUUUGCCAUUGGCAAACCUGUCCUUGGAAUAUGCUAUGGCAUGCAGGUAUACAUUAUAGUAUUAAUAUAGUCUUUCUAUAGUUUAUAAAAUUCUUGGUUAAUUAUUCCUUAUCAGUGUUGGUACUCUGAAGUUGUUGUAAACUUUAUGUUGUUCUCUGGUUUGUCUGUGAAGUAUAAAUUAUUAAAACGUAAGAGCUCCAUUACAAAAACUAAAAAUCACAUGAUAUCAAAUGAAAAAAUUAUGAACAGUAGUGGCUAGAGUCUACAGCCCUAGAGGGAUGGGCUUCAACCCUUGUGUGAACCAAUCAAGAUAAAUAAAAAAAACAAAAUGAUUGGUUAAAUCCUGAAUAGCUCAUUGAGCUGCAAAUUUAAAUAGAAAAAGGUUCAAGGAAACUAUUAUUUUAGUAUAAGAAACAACAGUAAACACAAAAAAAGUAGACAAAUGGGCAUUUCUGCAUAAAAGGUAAGGUAAAACGUAAACACUGUAUCUGGGGGAGUUAACCCCUUAAGGACACAUGACGUGUGACAUGUCAUAAUUCCCUUUUAUUCCAGAAGUUUGGUCCUUAAGGGGUUAAAGGGCUAGAGUAAAUUUUUUUAAAUGAAAGUCUGAUAAACUAAAUAGACUAAUGUAAACAACCACCAUUAUUGAACCCACAAGGCCUGAAUGAGGGCUUUUUCUUCUCCCCUUUCAUAUGAUUUUGUUUUAGUACUUACCAUAUUUGUAUCAUCUGCCAUGCUUAUAAAUUGAAACACUUUAAUGUAAAUAAAGCAGGUUGUUUACCUUUAGAACAAUAUUUUAAAGUACUUCCUUUUUUUUUUUUUUUUUUUGGAAGUUUACAUUUAGUGAAACUCAACACAUUCGAAAUUUCCCUGAAAUUGGGUAAUAACUACCCUGUCUUCACCUUCUUGGUGAUGUAUACUUUCACUAAAUAAGAAUCAAAUCAAUGUGGAUUUUCUGAGGACUCGCUAACUGCAAAUCUGCAACAAGGGAGAGGAGAGUGUGUCUCAACUGAACAUUGUAGAACUCUGAAACAAAACCUAAUUUUGACAUCUACCGUUCAAACCUCCAUCCCCCCCACCCUAUCCUCACUCUACCUACGGGUAGUGCUUGACAUUGGGCACCCCUUUUUGCCAGUCUUUCGAUUGGCCCCCUGUACCAGUGUUGGUAAUUUUUCUAAUAGGGCUCCUAACAUGGUAGGGUUAUUAGUUACACUCUUAUUAAUCCAGUAUUUUCAUUUUUUUACUGUAUUUUCCAGUUUAUUUUUCCAUCUCUUUAACAAUAAGCCUAUCAGACAGAAUUAUCCUCCAAUUACUUUACCUGGGAAGGGCGUCUUUAGACUGUCUCUAUGCCCCCUUGGUGAUGGUUUCUAGAGGGGAGGUUAAUAGUGGAGUACCUUCUUCUCUGUUUCCAGACUCCUUUUGUCUUUUUCUCCUCUCAGUCCGUCCAGUUUGCAUGCAAGUAAGCUUUUCUUUUCUUUUCCUUUAACGGCAGUUUGGAUCCCUUAGAAUCUUACUGGGCAUUUUUAGUUUUGUUAUACUAUUAGUUUCUCAGACUUUCAUUAUAAGCGUUUCCCUUUUGCCCUUUCUCUCCUCCAAUUACCAUAAAUGUAUUCCUAGUUUACAUAUUUCCUUUUUAAUGCAGAUAUUCCAGUUUGUCUCCUUUGUGGUAAUCAUUUUAUAUUUUUAUAUCUCAAAGUUUCUCAAUAAAGAUUUUAUUUAAAUCUGCAGCCCAAUAGAUUUCUCUCUUAUUUAUUUAUCUUGAUUGUUUCAAAUGAUAUCAAAGAUAAAUGUUUAACAGCUUACUGUCAGAUGGUGUCAGGGGAUUCAUGCAACCUUAACUGCUGCAGAGCACUGUAGUGCUUUUUAUAUGUGGAAUGUUUCCUUAGAGAAACACUUCAAGCACCAUAACCACUACAGUGCACUGAAAAACCAUGUAGGUAAAGCUCCUUGAAAAACAUAAAGUAGUAAGUAGAACCAGUGUUUUUGGUUUUUCUUAUGGGCUUCACCAAACCUUAAAGCAUCUGUGCUACUUUGACAGGAACUCUUCAAACAAGUUUUUAUUUCAAAUCCUUUUUUGUUGCUUUUUUCCUACAAAUGCAUAUAUAUUUCUGUAACGUGUUUUUGGUUUUUUUUGUCGUUUUUAUAUAGAUGAUGAACAAAGUGUUUGGUGGCACUGUUCAUAAGAAGAAUGUGAGAGAAGAUGGGGUCUUCAAUAUCACUAUUGAUAAUACAUGUUCUCUGUUCCGGUAGGUGUUUUCUAACACAAGACUUAAUGGUCUAAUAUUUUAGGAUGUUUAACAAUAUUAUAGGUAAAACAACUUUUGCUUAAUACAACAGUUUGGGUGUGUAGAUCAUGCCCUGUCAGUCUCACUGCUCAAUUCUCUGCCAUUUAGGAGUUAAAUAAUUUUUGUUUCUGUAAAUGCAGCUCUAGCGACAGCUCCCCUGACUUUAACUGAUAUAGCCUGCAUGAGAAAUGGUUUACCUUUCAAACAGAAGUUUAGAAGUUUUUAUCUCCUGCUUUGUAAACUGAACUUUAAUCACAUACAAGAUGCUCCUGCAGUGUCUAGAAGGCUUUUAACAGUGCAGCAGAUAAGAAAUUCUAGAUUACAGACUGCGCAAUAUAGGAAAUUUUAAAAUUGGAUCUCUUUUUUUUUUUUUUUUUUUUACAAGGAGUGUUUAUGCUGUUUAAGUCACAUACAGGGAGGUGUGACUAAGGAUGCAUAGACAAAGGGAUAUAACUCCUAAAUGGCAGAGAAUUGAGCAGUGAAACUACAGGGGCACUUUUUUUUUUCCACCAAAACUGCUUCAUUAAGCAAUUUUUUUUUAAAUAUACCCACUUGAGAAAAUAUGCAUAAUUAAAUUCAUGCAUUUUUUCCUUGGAGCAUAUCUACUAAAUAGUUAUUUAUUUAUUUAUUACACACUUCUAGCCAUACUGAUUCCUACCUGAGGGGGCUCAGUCUCAGCUGACUGCUUUCAACCUAUCACAAGCAGCCCUUUGCUGCUCAGGCUAGUUACCCCCAGCACAGAGGGGAUGGGACUCUCUUUGUAAAAAUAGUUGAAUGCUAAAUGGAAGAAUUGUGCCAGAGGACCCAGACAUUAUAACCACUUCAAUGAGACGAAGUUACAGUGCCUCUUUAAAGUGGUGCUGGUGUGUUUUUAUUUUAUUUUUAUCCCUCCCCCUCCCGGUUUCAGUUUUACUUUGCUUUUGCCCCAUGUAGCUUAAUGUCUAUACUGGCUGCAUGCCUUCAUAUUUUCUUUUUUUGAUUGUGCUGUCUCUGUGUUUUGUUCUCCUCAAUCCAUGAUGUCAUGCUGUUUUGUUCUUCUGUGGAAUUCUUUUGAUGGAUUGUGGAUAAAUAAGCUUACCAACUGGAAUGUAACUUUACUAAAGCUCUGCCAAAGGCAAAAGAUCAUACUCCCAAUAAAAAAGCAGCCCCAACGUCAUCUCACAUACAACUAAUUAACUGAAAAAAGGUGAAAGACUCUCAAAAAGGAUUUAUUUCAAAACAAAACCAGGAAAGUGGCAGUGCUUCUUUAGCAAAAUACUUAUUUUGUGUUAUUUUGUAGGUACACAUACAAAUAUAAUACAUAAUGGCAUGCCAUUGUUUGCUACAUUUAUUUUUUUAGCUAGAUUUAACGGAUUUAAAAAAAAAAAAAAAAAAGUUUAUUUUCUUCUGGAUAUGGAGAAAAGAAGUGAACUUUUCCUUGCUUUUAAAUGGGCUGAGGGGAGGGGGUGGGGGGGGCAAGCCACCUUAAAGGAUCACUACAGGGUCAGGAAAACAAACGUGUAUUCCUGACCCUAUAGUGUUAACACCACCAUCUAGCCCUCCUGGGCCCCUCAUGCCUCCAUAAAUAUAGUAAAAAUCUUACUGUAUUCAAGCCUGAAGCUGUAUGCUGUUAGACUCAGAAAAACAAGCAGUCUGCUGACAUGUGGUAGCCUGAUCCAAUUACAGUGCUUCCCCAUAGGAUUGGCUGAGACUGACAAAGAGGCAGAUCAGGGGCAGAGCCAGCAUGAUUCAAACACAGCCCUGGUCAAUCAGCAUCUCCUCAUAGAGAUGAAUUGAAUCAAUGAAUCUCUAUGAGGAAAGUUCAGUGUCUGCAUGCAGAGGGAGGAGAUACUGAAUCACAGGAUGCUGUGCACAGUGCUGCCCUGUGCUCUGCUGACAGCAGAUCUGAGUGGAUGGAGGCAUAUUAUGCCUCCAUCAACUCCGAAGUCCCUCUGGUUCACUGAGUGACUGCAACUGGAGGUGUUCCUAGCUUUCAAUGUAAACACUGUAUUUUCUCAGAAAAUACAGUGUUUACAUGAGAGAGGCUGCAGGGAGCUAUAGUUCUCACCUGAACAACCUCAUUAAGCUGAAGUUGUUCAGGUGACUAGUGUCCCUUUUAAUGGUGGGUUUAGCCCUAUAGGGUCAUGAAUACAUGGUUGUAUUACUGACCCUAUAGUAUUCCUUUAAUAGUUUUUCAUUUGUUAAUAUAUUUAUUGGAAUGUUUCUUUAACAAAGCAAUGUGGCAGUCACUGUAAACGACUAAGCUGUUAAAUAUCAACUCAUAUUGUGAGAUUUCUGCUAAAAAUGUCCUCUUCUGUUAAUUUUGUCCUUUCAGGGGCCUGCAAAAAGAGGAAGUAGUGCUGCUGACCCAUGGAGACAGUGUAGACAAAGUGGCUGAUGGCUUUAAAGUUGUUGCACAAUCUGGAAACAUAGUAGCCGGUAUGUAGCUUGUUACCUCAGGUCAUGUAAGUGGGAGAUUUAACACUUUGCACCCACUUUUUAACACUUUGCACCCAUUUCCAGAUAUAACACAACUAAUUACUUAUUUUAUAAAUGUGUAAUUGAAACUAUCAAGAACACUUGUUCAGCUUUAGUUUAACCCUGAUGACCCAAUAAGAGGAUACAGUACAUUUGUCGUCUUUUUUUUUUUUUUGUGAUCCUUCCACAUUGCUCCAGUGCUAUAGUAUCCUCACAGAAGUGAGUGUUGCACAUCUGUGACACCCACAUUCAGAUCACCCUUAUUCUUCCCACAGUUCUCUUGGAUUUGCCAUGCUUGAGGACAGUUACCCAAAUAGGGAAAACAUCAUGUGUGACCCCUAAAGCAUUGCUAGCACACUGGAACAGAGUGAAGCCAGUCACUUCUUUCCUUUACACCUUUUCUAAACUUCUGUAAAGGAUAUUUGACAAUAUUUAGACUGGACAUAAUUCUUUAUCACCCAUUGGAAGAUGUUGCUUAUAUGAAAACACUUUGCAGCUAAAAUGUGGAUGCUCAUGUAUUCAUGAUUUUAAUGUUCAAUACAAUUUUUUUUUUUUACUUUUUAAUUAAAAUUGAGUUUCGUGGUUUUUUUAAAACUUUUUUUUUCAAAGUUUUUAUUUGAAACUAUUUUCAAAGUACAGACAGUAGCAGUGUAUAAUAACAUGUUAUACAUUUCCAUUGGCUUAGUUAUAUAGACAAUUUGUUAUACAGUAAAACAGUGGAGACAUACAUGGUGAUUAGUAACCUUUGAAUUAUUCACAUGAAAGACAUUUAUAUCAUACAUUCGUUUUAUUCGUAGACAUCUUGUGUAGUUGUGAUGGUCAUUUGUAGUUUAAUGAAUAUUGAGUGUUUGGGGGUAUGUAAUUACCCAAAGUCUCAGGUUUCUCUUAGGAACUUAUCCCACGGAGACCACGUCUUGGUGAAUACCCCAUAUAUGUGUGUAUGUGUAUAGGAGAGUUCCUCCAUUGUUCUGAUGGAGUCUACUUUGGAAAUCCAUUCUCUGAUAGUCGGAGGUUUGGUCUGUUUCCAUUUAGUCGAAAUCAGGUUAUUUGCCGCUGUGAGGAGGUGGUUCAGUAAGGUACUUAGUGGUUUACUUAGUGGGGUUGGAUAGAGCAGGAAUAUUAGUGUUUUGUGGUGUCUGUGGGAUUUUGUAUCCCGUGAUUGCUGUUAUUAAGGUGGUUAUUUCCCCCCAGUAUUCCUGUAUGAUACUGCAAGACCACCAGAUGUGACCCGUAUUCCCUUCUGUGGAUUUGCAUCUGGGAAAAAUGUAUGUAUUCGGGUGAGAGUAAAAUGCCAGCGGCUAUGCGUUUGUAGUUGCUUUCAUGGGUGAUUUGAAGACGUUUUGUAAAUAUCCUUCCCCAUUCAUCAGGAGUGAAUGUGAUAUGUAGAUCAUUUUCCCAUGAUUUUUUAAAGUCUGGGAGAUGCUCUUUCGGUUCUGUCCGCAAGAGUUUGUAGAAUGUAGAAAGGUGUCUCUUUUAUACCGACUGGGGGAUGUAAUUGUUUCGAAUGCUGUGAGGUGUCUGGAUCCAUGAAGGAGGUGAGGUUGUGAAUGAAGUGCGUUAGUUGUGUAUAUUUAUCUCCGCAUCGCUGACCUUUUGGGCUUGGGUACUAUUUCUGAAUAUGGGAUGAUUCCUUUAUCAUUUAUGACGUCUAGCAGACAUAGUUGUCCUGGCUCGUUUGUGAAGCCUUGGAAUGUGGUAUGAUGUAGUCCUGGUGUGAAUUGUGGGUUCCCUGUUAUUGGGAAUAGGGGAGAAGGGUGUGGUGCUAUUGCGUUUCCCGUCUUGAGGGUGGUCCAAUAUUUUAAGGUGGGGAGUAUGGUGGGAUGUGUCGUGUGAGGUGGGGUCAGUAGGUCCGUGCCGGAUUCGUACCACGGCACUGUGUGGAUGGGGACCUUGAAGCUUUGUUCUUCGAUUUGCACCCAUUGUUUCUGGUUGUGUGGGCGUGUCCACUCGUAUAUUUGCGUGAGUAUUGUGGCUCUGUGGUAUAUUUCUAUGUCGGGUAAUCCUAGGCCACCCUGUUCUUUAUUUCUCGUGAGAAGUUUGUAUUGGAUCCUAGGAUGUUUCCCUGCCCAUAGGAAGGUCGAAAGGAUGCGAUUGGUGUGGAUGGAAGUUUAAUGGGAAGUGUUUGUAGUAUGUAUAAAAAUUUCAGGAGAAUAGUAAUUUUUAGGAUGUGUGCAUAACCAUCCAAAAUGUGGUUUGUUCCAUGUUUUUAAGUCUUUUUUGACACUUUCUAGUAGGGGCAGGUAAUUGAGGUCAUAUGCUUUUGUUAGUGGGGUAAUGAGCUGCAAUCCUAGGUAUUUCACUGAGGAAGAUGGCCAUCGGAAGGGGCAUGUAGAUUGGAGUUUUGUUUUAGUUGUGGCUGCCAUGCGUAGGGGAAGAAUUUCGCUUUUACCAACGUUAACUGGUAAUGAAAUUGGACACUUGAUUGUAUAGGUCUAUCUCUCUGAGUAGGUGGGGUUGAUGAGUGUGAAAAGGUCGUCUGCGAAAGCAGAUACUUUGUAUUCCCUGGCAUGCCUUGAAUGUUCGGGUUGUCUCUGAUACCUUGUAGAAAGGGUUCCAGUGUUAAGAUGAAGAGGAGAGGGGAAAGCGGGCAUCCUUGCCUGGUCCCAUUAGCUAUGUGUACUGUGUCAGAGAGCCGUCCGUUUACCCGUAUUUUAUCCCCAUGUUAGCUGAUAUCCAGGAGAGCCAAUUCGGGCCAAAACCCAUUGCUCGCAUAGUCGCCUUCAACAGUGACCAGUCCACCCUGUCAAACGCCUUUUCGGCGUCGACAGUUAGGAUGAUGCUUUGCGUGUUGAUUCCAUCUGCAAGAUGAGAUUAAGUAACUUGGUCGUAUUGUUUUAGGCUUCCCUCCCCGGCAUGAAACCUGCCUGGUCCGAGUGGACCAGGUCCACCAGGAGAGGCCUGAGGCAGUUCGCAAGAAUUUUUGUGAACAUUUUCAAGUCUAUGUUUAUUAAGGAAAUUGGUCUGUAGCUUCUACAUUCUGUAUGGUCUUUACCUGGUUUGGGUAUGAGUGUUACAUGGGCUUCUAGGGCGUAUUGGGGUAAUGUGUGGCGCUUUGUGAUGGAGUUGAAAGCCUCCACAAAGGGUUUGGUUAGUGUCGAGGAGAAGGUUUUAAAAUACUUAGCUGUGAAUCCGUCUGGCCCUGGGCUCUUUCCUAGUGGUAGGUGUUUAGUAGCCAUGACAAAUUCCUCUGAGAUAGGCAUGUCAAAGAUAUUGUGAUAUUGGGGGGUAUUGUCUGGGUAAGCCGUUCGGAUAGGACAUUUUUGAUGCCUUCCGGGUCAGGUGGGUGUUGUCUGAGGUUGUAUAAUUGUGAGUAGAAGUUAUGGAAUUCCUUAAAAAUGUCGGGUAGGAGUGUAGUGACUUUCCCUGAUGUCUUAAUUGGGAUAUGAAUGUUUACUGUUUGCUUUGUUGUAAGGCUCUAGCCAAUAGGCGUUCUCAUUUUCCUCAGAGUAUAGUGUGUAUGUUUCGAGCAUGUAAGCGUACGGUGUAUUAUGUUCAAUCCAAUUUUUGUAUGCUUUAAAUGUGUUGUCUAUUAAUAUUUCCUUUUGUAUGAAGUUCUAUUUCUAAUGCAUAUUAUGGCAAGCAGAUCGCUGUACUAAAUAUUCCAUUUCAAUGCCUUUAAUAUAAUGCUGCUACAUUAUUCAAAUUUGUUUGAGAAGCGACUAAUUGUGUUUUUUUUUUUUAUUGACACUCUAAAGGAAUAGCCAACGAAGCCAAAAAGCUUUACGGAGUGCAGUUCCAUCCAGAGGUUGGCCUAACAGAAAAUGGAAAAGUAAUGUUAAAAAACUUCUUGUAUGAUGUUGCUGGCUGUAGUGGGACCUUUACUGUACAAAACCGAGAAAUUGAAUGCAUUCGGGACAUUAAGGAAAAAGUUGGCUCUUCUAAAGUUCUGGUGAGUGGUUUGACGUGACUGCAUCAACAUCCAGCAUUCAGUAUUAAUGUAGCAUUUUUCCAUUGAUUUCAGGCUGUACUGCUUUCCUUGUCCAUGCUACCACACUUAUUAAUGUAUCACAAGCUUUUUGCUAGAUUUCAUAAGAAUAGUUUCUCAAAAGAGUAGGUUUUUUAUUUAUUAGUUGGUUGAUUUUUGUUUUUUUUGUUUAAGGCUUAGUUAAUUUAUUUUUAUUUAUUUUUUCUUAACUGUAUUUUGCAGGUUUUGUUGAGUGGUGGAGUGGAUUCAACAGUAUGCACAGCUCUCCUGAACAAAGCCUUAAAUAAAGAUCAGGUUAUUGCUGUGCAUAUAGACAAUGGAUUCAUGCGGAAAAGAGAGAGUCAGUCAGUGGAAGAAGCUCUCAAAAAGCUGGGAAUCCAAGUCAAAGGUUAGUUUAUUUUAUAUAAUUUGAACUCCAUAAUAUCUAUGUUGGGCUAAAAGUUGUUUUUGAGUUUGUUUUCCUUUCUUAUAUUCCUCAUUUAUGAAAAUGAAAUCCACAUUUAAGCCUUUCCUUACAAUCAGGGUAACUGUUUAAUUUUGCUUGUAUUUGACAUACACAACAAAUACUUCCAAAUAAUUUUCAGUUUUAGAAGAAAUAAAAAAAUAGAGCUGCUGAAUUUUAUUUAAUUUUUUGUGUAAAGGAACAAAAGUUUCUAGUAGGUGUUAAACAAUGUCUUAUGGCAGCCACGUGGCAUUCAGUGGUCCAAAUCCGUUUCAGCUGUAAAUGUGCCGUGUUAAAUGGCUAUUUACAAAAGAAAAUGAAGUUAUUUCAGCCGUAUUUGCCGUACACACAAAGUUGACUGCGGCUUUGCUAAUUCUGCCACUUAUGCCUCGUUUCCACUGAGCAGUAUGGUUCAGAAGGGUUAGAAUGGUCCAGCCUAUUCAGAUGAGCGUUUCCACUGCAAGUUGGACCGCCAGGGGGCAUGCGGGGUUUAGACCAAAUGCCUAGCGUGUCAUUUGUCGUGAGCGUUGACCUUUUCCUGUCCGCCAAUCAAUGGAUUGUAUAGUGUGGCGCCAGUAUUUUCGCCCUAACCGUAUUGUACCAUUUCCUAUGGACUUACAUCUGAAGGGGGCUCAGGAAUGGUGCGGUUUGGUUCGGUUGUAUGUGCUACUUUCAUAAUGGAAACACUCAAAAUAGAGUACCAGACCAUACCGACCCGAACCGUGAUCAACUUGUUACUGAAUUUCCUUAAUUUUUUGGAUCCAGUUACCUUGAAACGGCUCAUAGUUAUUAUCAAUAACCCAUAUAUAUAUAUAUAUAUAUAUAUAUAUACACACACACAUUGCGUGCGUAUAAAAGGUACUCUUGCAUUUGAGUAUCUAGAGUAAUUCCCCACAGAAAUAGAUUAAUGGGACAGUCAAAACCCCCAAAUCACUUUACUUCAGCUUAAUGAAGGGAUUAUGGGGGCAUCAGUGCUGCCACAGCUCCGUCAGAAGCACUUUGGGCAAAAGUUAUCACUCUUGAUACUUUCUCAUGAGGAGUCUAUAAUGGUGCUGAAUGAGGUUUGUUAAAGUGCAUUUUAAACGUGUGUGUGUGUGUACACUGUUCAUUAUUACUGACUGACCACAUUUGUUAUAUGACCAUGAUUUAAGUUAACAUUUUAUUAAUUUUUUAAAUAGUGUACUAUAUAGAGUGGCUAAAACUACAAUCAAUGCAAAUGAUCACUAUACAGCAGAGGCUAAACCAAAAGGAGAGUGGCUCAGAUCAGUUAGUAGAGGGUGUGUCUCACCUGAGGACACACUUACCUAUGUGAUCUGAGCCUGUCCUAUCUGGCUCUAUAAUAUGUAAAUGUGCAGCACCAGAUUGUAUAUACAUACUUAGACUAUAUUGCACCAUAUUGGUGGUUUUUUUUUUUUGUUUUGUUUAGACUCUGCUUAGUACAUUAGAUUAAGUGUUUCUUUUUAGCUCUUCACUUUAUGCUCUAAUGGUAGCUACGCAGUACACUAUCUUCUACCUAUGGUUUUGUGUGUAGUUAAAGGGAUUCUCAAGUGCCAGGAAAACAUUCGUUUUCUUGGCAUUGCAGGAUCUUCUAUUGCCCCUCUCCCUCCCACCCCCCCAUCCCAAGUUGCUUAAGAGGUUCAGUGACUUACCUCGGCACUGGGUCAGGCCCCGCCAAUGCACCUCCCCCGCUGACGUCACGCAUGCGCAUUAGACCUCCCCAUUGGCAAGCAUUAUACAAUGCUUUCCCAUGGGGAUUUCGGCGACGCUGGAGGUCCUCACAUAGCGUGAGGACGUCCAGCGUCGUUUUAAAACACUUUUCAUGUUCUAUGAACACUGAAUUCCCUCUAGAGCCACGCGCGCAUUCAGCCAGUCCAUAGGAAAGCAUUCUGAAUCACGGUGAGAAGCGCCUCUAGCGGCUGUCAAUGAGACAGCCACUAGAGGCUGGAUUAGCACAUUUGUAAACAUAGCAGUUUCUUUGAAACUGCUAUGUUUACAGCAGAAAGGGUUAAACCUAGAUGGACCUGGCACCCAGACCACUUCAUUAAGCUGAAGUGGUCUGGGUGCCUAUAGUGGUUCUUUAAGCACUCCUAUAUUGCAGAGAGUACUUUGUUUGUUUUAAAAAAAUAUUUUUUAUUUUUUUAUUCACGUUUGGCAUAUUGCAAUGAUUUACUUCUUCUAAUGUCGGUUUUGCAAGUGAAUGUCCAGAACUUUAAUUACAGUGUUCAUGCUAUGUCUUCACAGUUGUGAAUGCAGCACACUCUUUUUACAAUGGAACAACAACAUUGCCAAUAUCAGAUGAAGACCGGACACCACGUAAAAGAAUCAGUAAGACCCUUAACAUGACCACAAACCCUGAAGAGAAAAGAAAGAUAAUUGGGGACACCUUUGUAAAGGUAUUUGUAUAACCAAAAGAAAAUCAUAAUUAGAAAGGUUUCAUUUUGUCAAACCCUGUUAAUACCGAAGCUUGGUGGGCAGUUAAGUCAAACAAUGUUUUUGUAAAGAUCAGGCAUGGGAUAACAAAUACAAGUAAUGUAAUUGUUAAACUUUAUUCCGUACAAAUAACCCCCCAGUAUUUGGAUGAUGGUUGUAAGAGGAUAUAACAGAUCAAGAUUAAAAAAAAAAAUGGCUCUGCCAGUUCUCUAAUAAAAUUAGUUUGAACUAGCUCAGUAUUAAAAAACUUAUUACCAUAUAAAUACAAAAGAAAGUUAAAAAGUUGAGUAAUUUUAAUGAGCAAGGCUGUGACAUUAUUUUUCCUGGCACUAUAGGGUUAAUAGCCACCUCCCUCCCGUGGGGCUGAGGGGGUUAAAAAAAAUAAAAUUUUCAGCCACUUACCUGAAUCCAGCACUGUUGUUCCUAAGCGCUGGGUCAGGCUCCUCCCCCACCGACAUCAGUGCGGCAAUGGCGCUGCAAUAGCAUGCGUGCGCAGCAAUGGCCGUAUGCGCAUUAGACCUUCCUAUAGGAAAGCAUUAUUCAAUGCUUUCUUAUGGGGAAAAUAUGACGCUGGAGGUUCGUGAGGACGUCUAGCGUCAGAUAACGGACUAAAGGUCUGUUUAGAUUUCGGAAGCCCUCUAGUAGACGGCCACAUCAGGCAGACUUAGAGCUGCAAUGUAAGCAUUGCAGUUCUCUGGAACUGCAAUGUUUUACAUUGCAGCACUAAGUACCAAAGGGUCACAGCACCCAGACCACUUCAAUUAACUGAAGUAGUCUGGGUGCUUACAGUGUCCCUUUAACCCUAUUCCUGCCAACAAAUGCAUAUACACUAGCUUACAUACAUUUUGUAUUAAAAAUUAAGUGUAAAAUAAAAAUUAUUCAAAAAAAGUGCCUUUACCGUGCAGAGAAACUAAUUUCAUUCCAGGGCUUCAUUCUGUAUUACAUUUUUAUUUAUCAGUUUUGUCACUAACUAUAUUUUCAAAACAUAGAUUUAGUUGCUAUACUAAUGUAUUUCACAUCCGGUCUGGAACAUUGCAUAGUAAGUGAUACCAACCAUUUUUAUUACUGAAUGAAGAAAGUACAAUUUCAUAUUUUUUUUAUUUUUUUUUAGCAAUCUUUGAAAUGUUUUCUUACAUUUGAGUUAGCUUCCCUUAAGAUGUUUCAAAAUGAAUGUUAUCCUAUUUUAAUUAAAAUGAGCUUGGUACUAAAGGGGAUGUUUUAUUUUUUGGAUAAAUGUCUAUUUUUGUGUCAUGUCCCCUGUAGAUUGCCAUUUUAUUUUUGAAGUUUUCACUUUUUUAGGUGCACCUAGAUUUAAUUUUUUUUCCCUCUUCUAGAUUGCUAAUGAGGUUAUUGGUGAGCUGAACCUAAAGCCUGAAGAAGUCUUUCUUGCACAAGGGACAUUAAGGCCUGAUUUAAUAGAAAGUGCAUCUGCGCUUGUCAGUGUUAAAGCCGAAGUUAUUAAGACCCAUCACAAUGACACAGAGCUCAUCCGAAAGCUGAGAGAAGAGGUAAUGUCUGAUAAUAUUACCUGUGUUCAAUAAGGCCCUUUCCUGUGAUAAUCUAACUACAGUGAGAAAAUAAAUAAAAAUUUGAUUAGAGACCAAGCUUCAGAUGUACAGUUUAUCAAAGGAUAGGUUACUUGCCAGUGCUGCCCAUAUCUUUAUUAAGUGCCUACCUGCAGCUCAAAUAUUGUCACCUUAUUUGGUUUCAUGCAUACUGCUGCGUAUAUUUUCCAAAAUAUGUUUAUCUAGAUAUGACAAAUAUUUAGACUGCUACAUAAUCCUAAUUUGAUAUCUGUCUCUCAAAAGAAAAUGGAUCUGCAAGAUUCCCAUAUAAAUGAUUCAUGAAAAGAAUAAAUUUCUAUUAAAACUAUUGGUAGUAAAGGGUAGGAUUUCCCAAAAAUAGUGGACAAAAAAAAAUAUUGUUUUGGAAGACUUGUCAAUGCUGUAUGGCAAAAUAGUACUUUCCACAUUGUUCCACCUUUUUUUGCCGUUUAUAUAAAAGAGGCCUUUUAUGUAACAUUUAGUUCUUUAUCUUGUGUUGCAUUGUCUGACUGGUAUGUGAUGUGUAUAGUCAUUGGUAGAUCUCACUGCAGAUUCUGAAAUGAAUUUUGUUUGUGUUUUGUAGUUUUACUGUGUGUGAUCAUUUACGUGGUAGCCAAGAACAGCAAUUUUAACACAUGAAAAUGUAUUUCAUUAUGAAAGUACAAAAACCAUACAGUUCACUUUUCUAACCAAGUGUAGCUUCAGAAAAUGCUCCUGUUCCAUUUGCUUACCUAAUCACACAUUUUUAUUUAUUUUUUUGCCUUCAGGGUAAAGUAAUUGAGCCAUUGAAAGACUUUCAUAAAGAUGAAGUCCGAGUGUUGGGUAGAGAACUUGGUUUACCUGAAGAACUUGUCAGCCGACAUCCCUUCCCAGGUAAGUUUGGAAUUGUCUUGAAAACAUUACAUCAUGUUCUUGUCAGUUCCAAAAAAAAACUUCUUUCAAAUAGCUAUUUGUUGUUUUGGGGGUCAGGAAUUCUAUUUCUGCAGUUACAACAAGCUAUGUGCAACAAGAUUAUGCUGCGGGACUUCUUUUCCCCAUAACCUAUAGUAUGUCCCUUUUUAACAUGUAAUUUUUAUAAAUAAAUAAAACCGGAGUUGGAAAUAUUUGUUAAAUACUGGCGAUCAAUUAUGUUCUCUCUCCUGCUAGGUCCUGGACUAGCAAUCAGAGUGAUAUGCGCUGAGGAGCCUUACGUCUGUAAAGACUUUCCUGAAACCAAUAACAUAUUGAAAAUAAUUGCAGACUAUUCAGCAAGUGUUAAAAAGGUAUUUUGUCUUUUUUUCCAUUUAGAAACACUUUUUAUAAGAUUCAAUUGUACCCCAUAAAAUAUAAAUCAAGCAAAUUUUAGUAAAGUACAGUUACAGAGAAACAUUUGCAAUUAGGACAUUACCAAUCCUCUUGCUUUAUAAGUGAACUGGUUUUUGUAACCACAUAAGCUGAACAGUAUAUCAACUAGAUUACAGAUACACGCCCCAACCAUAACCUGUGCAGUUAUAGACAUAGCAGAGAUUUUUAAAUAGCAUUUACAAUCUUCCACAUGUGUGCAUAUAUAAUACACAGAUAUGUUUAUAGAUGUACAAGUAGAGAUUGUAGCCGUGUUAGUCUAGUGAUGUAGAUGUAAAAGACAUACAUUUUGUAUCUUGUAAUACCUUUUUUAUUGGACUAACAGAAUUUUUUAAUGGCAAGCUUUCGGGAGAACCUCCCUUUCUCAAGUCUGAAGCAUUUCUGAGCAAGAAGACACAUAGAAUUCAGAGUUGAAAAUAGGGGUUAAAGCGACAUGAGUGCAGAUAAGACACAGGUUUGAUUAGAAAAUAGACACCAUUCUCACAGAGGGUCAUAAAUAUCUUUCUGAAGAUCAGAGUGGUGGGGGGGGGGAAGAGAGAGAAAAAACCCACCACUAAGCAGACAGUGCAGAAGAUAGUACACUAUGUAUAUGCAAACACAUGAACACAUAUACAUACAUGCACAUGAACUUAUAUACACAAAUAUAAAUGCACAGUGUGUGUGUAUAUAUGUGUGUAUAUAUAUAUAUAUAUAUAUAUAUAUAUAUAUAUAUAUAUAUUAUAUAUAUUAUAUUAUAUAUAUAUAUAUUAUAUAUAUUAUAUAUAUAUUAUAUAUAUUAUAUAUAUAUUAUAUUAUAUAUAUAUAUAUACACACACACACAUAUACACACACAUGCAUAAGAGUAUGGGAAAGCAUAGGUCUACACAUAGUACUUUGUAUAUUGAUAGAAUAAACAUAUUGGAAUUUUAAAGUGUUGAUACAUAUGACAGAACAGUAAGAUAAUGUGGGGGAGUGUUCAUGUAAAGUGUUUGUAGUGGGACAGGAAACCUAAAUCAAUAUUUAGUCCUCUAUUCUUGCUGUUAAACCAGUGCCUUAGUUUAGCCAUUCAUCUCAAAAGCCCUUGGCUGCUGCCCUGAAACAUAUAUGCAUUUCAAUAAUUCUCUACCUGAAUUAUUGACAAGUAAAAAUUGGAUUUUGUUGUUUUACUCCAGUAAAUGCGUUUUUUAAAUAUAAUGUGAAAAUCAUGUUAAAGAUUGAUCAAUGUGUUGUUGAAACUCAUCGGAUUGUUCGUUUCUGUAGCCACAUACCCUUCUACAAAGAGUCAAAGCUUGUACAACUGAAGAGGACCAGGAGAAACUACUGCAAAUUACUAGUCUACAUUCACUAAAUGCCUUUUUGUUGCCCAUAAAAACUGUUGGAGUUCAGGUCAGUAGAAUUUUUUUUUUUUUUUUUUUUUUAGUGUGUUUUGUUUUUUUUAGUUUUGUAGACUUUGCAUUUUUCUUUUAGUGAUAUGGAAAUUGGUUCUAUGUCUGUUUUCAGGGGGACUGUCGCUCUUAUAGUUAUGUGUGCGGAAUCUCCAGUAAAGAUGCUCCCCAUUGGGAAUCUUUAAUGUACCUGGCUCGUCUCAUACCACGCAUGUGUCAUAAUAUCAACAGGUAGAUAUUCAGCAAAUUUCCAUAGCAGAGUCUGUGACUUUGUUUGGUCUCUUAGGUUUGAGAGUUGACGUCCUAGAGAUUAUUUAUAAGUGCAUUUGUCAUCUACAUUCAAUUUUGGCACUUCAAAUUUCUUAAACAAUUUCUUCAUUUUACUGUAAAUUCACCACCACACAAUAGUGUAUUACAGAUAAUAUAUUAUAAGGAAACUUUAUAGCAUUAUAGCACCAGCUAGUCCAGAUAAGUGUUUAUUGGGGUUUUUCAUGCUUCUUAAUUUUCAUUUAUUUUAUUUUGUUUGUAUUUCUUUUAGAGUUGUUUUUGUGUUUGGGUCACCUGUCAAAGAGCCUCCUACUGAUGUUACUCCUACCUUUUUAACAACAGGAGUGCUUAGUACGUUGCGGCAAGCAGAUUUCGAGGCUCAUAAUAUUCUGAGAGAGUCUGGUAAGUUGCCAUGAUCAUCUUUAAAGGAAAAAAAAGUAGUUUUUUUUUUUUGCUAAAGAUUGAUAUGCCUUUAUUAUGUUGGCAGAGUAAGUGAUGAGAACCGCACCCAGUCCCAACGGCCAAGGGUGCUCCAGAGCAGGACCAGCAAUCCCAGUACAAUAAUCCAAGAGGAAAAAACUCACAGGCACUCCAACUUCAAGCCGCAGGCAGAUUUAUUAUGACAGAAUGCAACGCAACGUUUCGACCGGAAAGGUCUUUUUCAAGAUUGAAAAAGACCUUUCCGGUCGAAACGUUGCGUUGCAUUCUGUCAUAAUAAAUCUGCCUGCGGCUUGAAGUUGGAGUGCCUGUGAGUUUUUUCCUCUUGGUUUAUUAUGUUGGCAUCAUCUUUGAUUUUAUUGCUAGAUCUGGACAGUACUGGGCAAAUAAAAGUGGCUGUUUUAAGUACUCUAGCAACUCCUGCCAACCCAAAUACAGUUGAUGAGUAUCUGUGAUUCAUCUUACAUCUCUUUUUAAAAUAAUUUUGCUCAAUUUCCAUUCAGCUAUCAGGCCUGGUAAAUUCUGAAAUCUGCAUUUUUGGUUUACACAUAGAAACCUGACAUCAUGUGAGAUAUUAGGUCACUUGGUGUAUUGAAAUGGAUAGGGCUGAGUAGAAUUGUAAAAAUGAUAAAAAUUAUUUCUGUCUGGAAAUAUGCCGUCUUCUUUACUUAUCUUAGUGUGUGUGUGACUGAGUUAGUCCAGUUCCCAAAUAGCAGUGAUUAAGGUUAAUGCCAGAUGGUGAGGAUCUAGUUACAGGUCAAUGAGCUUAGUGAACUUUAUGUCCAUGCAGUUUUAUAUUGUAUAGGGACAUCCAAGGGAAACUUGUUUGGAUUGGGUUCACACAAUGUUUCUAAACCUGUACAUAGUUAUGCGAUGAGUAAAGAAACUGAUAUAAAUAUGUGUAGUAAAUCAUAAGAAAUGUCAGCAAGAGAUCAUGUGGACCAUACACAAAUAUGCUUGCAGUCCAGUACUGUACAUAAACUAGAACUGUGCAUAUGAGUCAAGAUGUUUUUUUUUCCUUUUUUUUUCUUCUUUUUUUUUUUUCUCUACUGUUCAGAUAUUCUAAUGGGAAACACUUUUUUUUUUAAUGUUAAACAUUGUUUUUUUUAAUGGUAAUUGCUUUGAUUCUAGAACUGUACCCUAGAAAAUAUUUGUGAAUAACAUCAUUUUGUGUAUUCAGUGACAGUGAAUGUCUGAGAAUCUGAAUUUUGCUAACUCAUAUAUUCUAAUAUUACAAUAAGUCUCCCAUUAGCACAUUUUGUGGUCCUUCGUUUAUUCACUUCUCAUCAGCCUGGUGCAUUUUGCCAGUCUCCUUUCUUAUACCGGUGAAAGUAUUUUUUCCCUGUAGCUGUGUAAAUUAUUGCUUACUUAACUGUAAGUUGAGUGUUAUUGUAUUGCUUCCACAGGUUACGCUGGUAAAAUCAGCCAAAUGCCCAUCAUAUUAACACCUCUGCAUUUUGAUCGAGACCCUUUACAAAAACAACCUUCAUGUCAGAGAUCCGUAGUUAUCCGUACAUUUAUCACCAGCGACUUUAUGACCGGCGUUGCAGCAACCCCAGGCAAUGAGAUUCCAGAAGAGGUACUUUCCAUAGUUAACCUGCUUUCUUUUAUCAUUUAUUUCAUAUUGCCAAAUGCAAAUUUUGUGUUGUCCAUUCAUGUUUUCAAUGAACCUCAAUAGGAAUAUUUAAAAUAUUACAUUUUCUUGAAUUCCUUCUCCAUCAAUUCAAAGGAUCUCUCUAAGCACUACUACAGCUCUGCAUAAUUGCAUAGAGAGCAUGCAGCAGCCGCUCUGCUCUUUAGAGUUUUGUAAAAAUUGCUGCAGUUCUAACCCUAUCGGGCAGACCUGGAACAAGAGUGAUAAUUUUGCUUGCGGUGUAUGCACUCCACACACACAAUUUAGACUGAGCUCUCUCCUGAUAGAAAGCCAACAGCUAGCUUAACAUAACUUGGUUCACUAAUUAGUAUGCAAACUAAUUGCGGCUGCGAAUGUAAGAGGUGCGUGAAAUUCCUCAUGAGGAUAAAAUACUAAUAUUGUGUGCAAGGUUUUAUGGGACAAAAUUUUGUUCUUGGUAUGGGUGGGUUCUAUCCGGUAGCUGCUGCAAACAUACUAAAUUGUGCAACUGAAAGGAAAACUGAAAGGUAAAUAACUUUAUUUUUUUAAUACAAUACAGUGAGUAUUUUUACCCCACCAUGUUCAAAUUUUAAAAUAUGUUGUGUUUUUAGAUUUCUUGUUUCUGCAUUAAGCCAACAAAAAGUGAAGGCAAAUUUCAGACUGCUCCCAAAUCUUAGUUGUGUGAAUGGAACCUAAACGAUUUACUUUAAUUUGUAAAUUCUAUCUUUUUCCAACUCUCAGGUUGUGUUGAAGAUGGUCACUGAAAUUAAGAAGAUCCCUGGAAUAUCUCGAGUAAUGUAUGACUUGACAUCAAAGCCACCUGGAACUACUGAGUGGGAAUAAUAAACAUUUUCUUGUAAUCUGAUUUGAAAGUACUGUGUCCGGCUUUGAUAAUAUCAGAAACCAUUCCCAGUGUUGACAUGCAGUACUGUUGUUCAAUUGACUGGAGCUGCUACUGUACCUGACGUCUGAUUCCGUUCCCAGAGCCCAAACAUGCAGUAGAAGUGGUGGGGGAUACCUUAACGGGGCAGAGGAUUUGUACGGGUAUUUUAUCAUGGCAGCAUUGCCUGAGAGCAGACACACUCAUCUUGCUUUGCCGUUUUGUCUUAAGGAUUCUGCCUGAUUUAAUCAGUUUUUUUCUUUUUUUUUUUCUUGUUGCAGUCAUAUCAGUGUUUUUUGUUUUUUUUUCUUUUCAUAUUUUUUGUUUUUGUUUUUUGUCUUUGUAAACUACAAGAAAGGCAGUUCAUUUAUAUACAUCUAUCAAAUUCAUUGUAAUAGCCUAAAAAUGUAAAAUUAAUAACUGACGUGACCAACUGCUUUUGAACAGAUUUAUUAUAAAUAAAUAUUUUGCCAAAUGGAGUUGCAGAUGUCUUUGGAGUUGACUUUUUUCCCAUUUUGAGUUGGUUUUGUAUUUUUAAAAAAUAUAAACAAAAAUCAGAUAAGAUUAGUAUUAAUAGAAUUUGUAAAGUGUAUAUAGGUUGUUUUGGCUUUUUAUUAUAAGUUGAAAAUGAAAAGUGGUAAUUAUAAGGAGUGUGUAUAGCUAUGAAAUUCCAUACCUAGAGUUAUAUUGUGAAAUGCCACUACAACCGCUAUUAUCCUAUUUACAUACAUGCAUAACACACUGUGAGCUCUUAAAGGAACAUUAUAAAUACAUAUAUGCAAAAUGUUGGUGUUCCUGGUGGUUUUAUAUUCCUUUUUAAAAUGGUUUAAUCCCAAAGCUAGCCCCUGGCAUCAUGACUUCCUCAGUACCCCUUCCAUGGUGGAGCCCAGAAAGGUUUACCUUAGGGGCCAGAGAUGGCCCAUAUGGAAGAGCAAACAGGAGGCCUGGGCGCCAACUUCUGGGUUUAAUUGUUUAAUGCCUAAUGUUAAUUGUUAUGGGGGUUGGCGUCAUCCUGGAGUUUUCCUUUAAGGUGUAAUGCUUUUAGUGCAAAAUUCAAAGAAUUCUGUAUUAUGAGGUUAAAGGGAGAACAUCUGCUUUUCUGGUAAUUACAUCAAUGAAUGAAACAUUGAACAUCACCUAUAACUUGUAAACCUUUAUUUAUGUAACUGAUAUCUUUUAAAUGUGUAUUGAAGUCCUAACAAAAGCCACCACAAUACAAUCCAGUAGUGGCACAACCAGGUUGCACAUUGCAUUGGAGGAGAAGCUGAAAUGUUGGUAGAGGAAGGGUUAUUUGAAAGUAGUGCAAAGUUCUAAAUGUGGAAUAAACUCCAAUGGAAUGUGCUUUGGUUUCCUUAACUGCAUGGCCCAACUUUGAUAUGUCUCCCCUGUUGUUUCUCCUCCUCCUCCCUCCAUGCUCACUACCUGGUACAAAAUCCAAAGCUCAUAUUUUUUGACAGGAGGCAAAGAUGGUGACAUUCGGUUCCAGUAUAGAAUGGUGUGUAUUUCUACAUUUAAUUUCUUUAGACCUGACAGACCUUUGUUAAAUGUUGGGGAUAAAUAAACAUACUAAAAAACCUGGGCAGUUUCUCUUUGACGCAUGUCUGGACUUAACAAUAUGUCCCUUUUUAGAUGCCUAUUAUCUUAAUGAAAAAUAUAAAAAACUUUAAUGUUGUUUUUAACUGCUAAUAAAAACAAUCUACAAAUAUUUUUGACAGGCAGUGUGGAUUUUUAUUUUAUGUUGUAAUGCAUCGUCUGCAUUUUUCUUUUUUUCUUGUGCAACACCACUCGUUCAUAUAUGAGAAUAGCUAUGUCUGCUGUGUAUUCAUCUCCCCAACAAAUGAUUUGGAUCUGGUCAAACAUGCACAGUGCUGCCACAUUCCUCUGCAUUGAUGGAAAAAUAUAUUCUGAAGCAUUGGUGCAAGUGAAUUCAGGAAUGAAGAUUGCAAAAUAUUAGAAGGGGAAUGGAGAAUGAUACAGUAGACCCUGGAAUAGGCAAGAAAGGGUUGUAAUCUCAGCAGACUGAAUAUAAAUCUGUUUAAUACACGGGUAUAUACUUUGAAAAUGGUAUGUUUAAUUGCUAGAGGAUGAAAGAAACAUGCGUCCGUGGUAAAGGACAUUUUAUAAAUGUUAUAGUAGAUUAUAGUUAAUUGUGCAUACUAGGAAUGUGAUGG